AUGAGCCCCGCUUCUGUGCCAUACGAACCGGUCCAGUACCACUGGUUCUACAACCAGCCAGUGGGCUCCAAAGAUGCCUGGCUUCCCUUCAGUAAAGAGGACUCCCAAAGACUGGAAGAAGCUCACAAGUUAGCUGACGGGAGCGGACAGGAGGAGGAGGAGGAGGAGGUGGUGGUGGCGACAGAGGGGAGACGCUAUGACGUUAAGCUGAGAGAGAGGAGGCGCUGUGCGGCGUACUGGGGGCAGGCUGUAUCUGAAGUGAGACGCUGCUCCUGGUUCCACAAAACCAGCAAGGAGCUGAACUACACGCCGUUCUCUGAGCAGAUCAGCGCUAUCCUGGAGGAGGCCUACAUGGUGUCAGUCACUUUGAAUGAAUGGAAAACCAGGGUAGAGCUUCCCACAGGAGACACAGUCAUCUUUCACGGUCCAAAGCUCAUCACACAGCAUCCGUCGACGUCCACGGACAGAGAGGUGCCAUCCCCCUCAGAGUACACUCAGCCCCGCUCCGUGAAGAGAGGCCUAGAGAACAUUCCGGUCAGCCUUCCGGAAGGAGAGCCAGACAUGGUAGACCACUUGGUGUUUAUGGUCCACGGCAUUGGUCCAGCCUGUGACCUCUACCUUCGUAGCAUCGUCCAGUGUGUAAAUGAUUUCAGGAGUGUGGCUCAGGGAUUGCUGAGCAGUCAUAUUAAACAGGCCCAGGGUGCAGGCAGCGUGGGCCGUGUUGAAUUCCUGCCGGUUAACUGGCACUCCGUCCUGCACAGCGACACCACAGGGGUCGACAGUGAUAUAGAGAAGAUCACCCUCCCCAGCAUCAGCCGCCUGCGGCAGUUUGCCAACGACACGGUCCUGGACCUGUUCUUUUAUAACAGCCCCACCUACUGCCAGACCAUCGUGGACACAGUCGCCUCGGAGAUCAAUCGUCUGCACGCCCUCUUCCUCCGCAGACACCCAGAAUUCACCGGGGCGGUGUCGGUGGCCGGCCACAGCCUGGGGUCUCUGAUCCUUUUUGACAUCCUGACCAAUCAGAAGACAGAUUCUGAAGACAUAGAGGACCAGGCAGAAAUGACUGGUCAGGAAGAUCCAGCAGUCUCCUCCUGCGAGAGUCUGGAGGAGGUGUUGAGGAAUAUGGGCUUAGAGGAGCACCUCACAGUACUGCAGAAGGAGCAGCUGGACAUGGAGUCUCUGGCGCUGUGCACGGAGGCUGAUUUAAAGGAGUUGGGAAUGCCGCUGGGUCCUCGUAAGAAGAUUAUACACCUGGUGAAGAAAUGGAAGGUGUGACACGUUGGUGCAGACUCCAGAGGAGGUGAGGAGGGUCAGGCGUGCCAGGACACGAGCGUCGUGCAGGAGGGUCCGACCACCGCUCUGGUCGACUAUCAGCACUUCAACGUUGGAAUUGGGCAGGUGUCGGUAAACUACCCUCAGCUGGCCUUUCAGCCCCAGGCCUUUUUCGCCCUGGGCUCGCCCAUCGGAAUGUUCCUCACGGUUCGGGGCCUGAAGAGAAUCGAUCCUAAUUACAGCCUCCCCACCUGCAAGAGCUUCUACAACAUCUUCCACCCGUUCGACCCCGUGGCGUACAGGAUCGAGCCCAUGAUUUUACCUGAGGGGGUGGAGCUCCAGCCCAUGCUGAUCCCGCAUCACAUGGGCAGGAAGAGAAUGCAUUUGGAGCUGAGAGAGGGUUUGACCCGAGUCAGUUCGGACCUGCUGGGCUCCCUGCGGACGGUUUGGCAGGCCCUCGCCCAGGUGCCCUCUCCAGCACUGCCCAUGGUGACCCCCUCUCAGGACUCUGAAGUCUCAUCCGUAGGGGGACCAGAGAGAAGCGAUGUUAAGGUGGGAAUGCUGAAUGCUGGCCGGCGUAUUGAUUACGUCCUGCAAGAGAAACCGAUCGAGAGUUUUAACGAGUACCUGUUUGCCAUCCAGAGCCAUCUCUGCUACUGGGAGUCAGAAGACACUGCCCUGCUGCUUCUGAAGGAAAUCUAUGAAACUCAGAGGAGACCACUUAAAACGAGCCAGAAAUCAACAUGA
Messenger RNA from Chanos chanos (milkfish), 2022 nucleotides. RefSeq names its product DDHD domain containing 2 (gene ddhd2). Gene Ontology annotation, molecular function: protein binding; triacylglycerol lipase activity; metal ion binding. NCBI's taxonomy places the organism in Eukaryota, Metazoa, Chordata, Actinopteri, Gonorynchiformes, Chanidae. The transcript is spliced from 16 exons. The record is from RefSeq and is a predicted model, not a curated record. Gene Ontology annotation, cellular component: cytoplasm; COPII-coated ER to Golgi transport vesicle.